AUGGACUCCCACAUGCUCCUGUACAUGGCCACACUCCUACCAUUGAAAAAACAAGCACAGGUGGACCUCCCAAUGCCCCGUACAAACAUGGGCCUCCCAACGCCCCCUACAAACAUGGACCUCCCAACGCCCCCUACAAACAUGGACCUCCCAAUGCCCCCUAGAAGCGUGGACCUCCCAACACCCCCUACAAACAUGGGCCUCCCAACGCCCCCUACAAACAUGGACCUCCCAACGCCCCCUACAAACAUGGACCUCCCAAUGCCCCCUAGAAGCGUGGACCUCCCAACACCCCCUACAAACAUGGACCUCCCAACGCUCCCUACAAACAUGGACCUCCCAACGCCUCCUACAAGCGUGGACCUCCCAACGCCCCCUACAAACAUGGACCUCCCAACGCCCCCUACAAGCAUGGACCUCCCAACGCUCCCUACAAAAAUGGACCUCCCACCGCCCCCUACAAGCAAGCGUGGACCUCCCAACACCCCCUACAAACAUGGACCUCCCAACGCUCCCUACAAACAUGGACCUCCCAACGCCUCCUACAAGCGUGGACCUCCCAACGCCCCCUACAAACAUGGACCUCCCAACGCCCCCUACAAGCAUGGACCUCCCAACGCCCCCUACAAGCGUGGACCUCCCAACGCCCCCUACAAACAUGGAUCUCCCAACACCUCCUACAAACGUGGACCUCCCAACGCCCCCUACAAGCGUGGACCUCCCAACGCCCCCUACAAACAUGGACCUCCCAAAGCCCCCUACAAGCGUGGACCUCCCAAUGCCCCCUACAAGCGUGGACCUCCCAACACCUCCUACAAACGUGGACCUCCCAACGCCCCCUACAAGCGUGGACCUCCCAACGCCCCCUACAAACAUGGACCUCCCAAAGCCCCCUACAAGCGUGGACCUCCCAAUGCCCCCUACAAGCGUGGACCUCCCAACGCCCCCUACAAACGUGGACCUCCCAAUGCCCCCUACAAGCGUGGACCUCCCAAUGCCCCCUACAAGCGUGGACCUCCCAACGCCCCCUACAAACAUGGACCUCCCAACGCCCCCUACAAACAUGGACCUCCCAACGCCCCCUACAAGCGUGGACCUCCCAACGCCCCCUACAAGCGUGGACCUCCCAACGCCCCCUACAAGUGUGGACCUCCGAACGCCCCCUACAAACAUGGACCUCCCAACGCCCCCUACAAACAUGGACCUCCCAACGCCCCCUACAAACGUGGACCUCCCAACGCCCCCUACAAACAUGGACCUCCCAAUGCCCCCUACAAACAUGGAUCUCCCAACACCUCCUACAAACGUGGACCUCCCAACGCCCCCUACAAGCGUGGACCUCCCAACGCCCCCUACAAACAUGGACCUCCCAACGCCCCCUACAAGCGUGGACCUCCCAACGCCCCCUACAAGCGUGGACCUCCCAACACCCCCUACAAGCGUGGACCUCCGAACGCCCCCUACAAACAUGGACCUCCCAACGCCCCCUACAAACAUGGACCUCCCAAUGCCCCCUACAAACAUGGAUCUCCCAACACCUCCUACAAACGUGGACCUCCCAACGCCCCCUACAAGCGUGGACCUCCCAACGCCCCCUACAAACAUGGACCUCCCAAAGCCCCCUACAAGCGUGGACCUCCCAACGCCCCCUACAAGCGUGGACCUCCCAACGCCCCCUACAAACGUGGACCUCCCAAUGCCCCCUACAAGCGUGGACCUCCCAAUGCCCCCUACAAGCGUGGACCUCCCAACGCCCCCUACAAACAUGGACCUCCCAACGCCCCCUACAAACAUGGACCUCCCAACGCCCCCUACAAGCGUGGACCUCCCAACGCCCCCUACAAGCGUGGACCUCCGAACGCCCCCUACAAACAUGGACCUCCCAACGCCCACUACAAACAUGGACCUCCCAACGCCCCCUACAAACGUGGACCUCCCAACGCCCCCUACAAACAUGGACCUCCCAAUGCCCCCUACAAACAUGGAUCUCCCAACACCUCCUACAAACGUGGACCUCCCAACGCCCCCUACAAACGUGGACCUCCCAACGCCCCCUACAAACAUGGACCUCCCAAAGCCCCCUACAAGCGUGGACCUCCCAACGCCCCCUACAAGCGUGGACCUCCCAACGCCCCCUACAAACGUGGACCUCCCAAUGCCCCCUACAAGCGUGGACCUCCCAAUGCCCCCUUCAAGCGUGGACCUCCCAACGCCCCCUACAAGCGUGGACCUCCCAACGCCCCCUACAAACAUGGACCUCCCAACGCCCCCUACAAGCGUGGACCUCCCAACGCCCCGUACAAACGUGGACCUCCCAACGCCCCCUACAAGUGUGGACCUCCCAACACCCACACAGCGAUGGUGAGUGAAUUCUUUGUUUUGAUUCCUUUCCAUUGGCAUUGCGUCUCCCUGAUAGUUGUGGCGUUGGUGUGGUUGACCCCGAGAACCAAACUCACCUUGGCCUUGAAUUCGAGCUCGUGCUUUUUGAGAUAG
This is a messenger RNA of Stegostoma tigrinum, 2493 nucleotides long. RefSeq lists its product as uncharacterized. The transcript is spliced from 2 exons. Bases 1 to 2493 code for a protein of 830 amino acids. The record is from RefSeq and is a predicted model, not a curated record. Lineage: Eukaryota; Metazoa; Chordata; Chondrichthyes; Orectolobiformes; Stegostomatidae.